Messenger RNA from Geodia barretti, 1078 nucleotides. Lineage: Eukaryota; Metazoa; Porifera; Demospongiae; Tetractinellida; Geodiidae. The record is from the annotation of a GenBank genome assembly.
GCCCCCUCCUGCAAAAGGCAAUCCGGAAAGACUUCUCACUUGGUCAAGCUCAAAGUCGACGUUACAAAGCUACAUCUGUCUGUGAAACUGCAAGAUAGUGCGGCAGCCAGCUGUAUAAACGUUCAUUAUGGCGGAAUCGGAACUCGCCCAGAAGCUGUCCCGGCAGAACCAGAUCAUCGAUGGAGACGUCAAACCGGCGAAGGUGUCGCAGUCUGUGUACGCGGAAUUCAAGGAGUUCUCUAUUCGGGAGAUCAAGGAGUACAGGAAGACCUUUCAAAAGUAUGAUGUAGAUCACAGUAACUUCAUUGACUUCAUGGAGCUAAAGCUGAUGAUGGAGAAGCUCGGAGAGCCACAGACCCACUUGGCCCUCAAGGAAAUGAUCAAAGCAAUUGAUGAAGAUAAUGACGGAGAGAUCAGCUUCAGAGAGUUCAUGCUGAUUUUCCGGUAUGCACGAAAUGGGACACUUGAGAUUGAAGGACUCAAAACCAUAGCUACCACAUGCAACGUGGCAGAAGAGGGCGUCAAAGGAGCAAAGGGUUUCUUUGAAGCCAAAGCACAGGAGGUUGCUGCAGGGGCCAAGUUUGAAGAAGAGAUUAGAGCAGAGCAAGAGCAAAAGAAGAUCGAAGCCGAAGAGAAGGCCGAGAGAAAAAAGAGCCUUCAAGGAGAAGGCGUCGAUGUGGCACUGACAGUCGGAACUGUGUGUCAUAGUAUACAGCCAUUCUUACUCCUUCAUGCAGGCUUUGCACUUUUUAUUUAUCGGAUAAAACUGUUUGUGUAUUUGCAGCCUACAUGACUUUACUAGCAAGUUGUAGGAACUUAAAUGAAAGCAACUUGAGGGUCUUGAUUAAAUGUUAGGCAGGGUGGAGCUCUUGAAAAGGGGCAACCUCUGAAGGGGGUGUGGCCAUGCUCCUUACCACUUCUGCUGCAGCAGCUCCUGACCUUGCAGUCUCCGAGAUCGCUUUAGUUCUCUGUUUGAGUUAGGCUUGUUGGAAAAAGAUCGUGUCAAAAUUUUUUAGCAUUAUUUUACUGGGGGCAGAAGUAAGUUGGUGUCUAGAAAGUAUACGAGACAGACACUGGU